GGAAUUCGCAACCAAAGAACUCAAUCGAACACUGCACACGGUAUUCAGAUCUAUCCAAAGCAUGCUUGAGAUCAUUUCUUCCAUCACUUAAUUUAUCAUCGCCAGCAUCUUGGUUUCAGCCUCAUCUUCUAUGACCCUUCUUCCUUGCAUAGAACUUGUCGCCCACGACCAAGAUGCCUCCUAAGCGAAAGAGAAACGAGAGGCCAUCUGACGCCGGAGCGAACCGGCCGGCUCCUCAUCGUCCUUCCGACACAAACCUCGGCCAGCACGACCGAGAUUUCCAAGAUACUUCUACCCAGAACCGUCGCGCCCCUAGCGGUCGAAAUACCAGGAGGAGCAACAACAACAACAACAAUGAUCGCCGGGACUCGUCGGGUAGUCAGCUAGGCGCCAACCCCAACCAUCGAGCCCCCAUUUCUCCAUCGACUGUACGGCCAUCUAGCUCGUCCUCGCAGGUCGCUGCACCCGCACCUGCCAUCCCUUCUACGCCCACCGCCCCUCAGCCUAGCCAAACUCAAGCUCUAUCUCAACUUCCUACUCCUUCGACUUACAAGUUCGCCAUCUUAACAGAAGCGCGACUUAACACGUGGCAGCAGAAAGGCCGCCAGGAAGUAGUUGAUCAUGGCAUCAAGUCUCGUAACGACGAAGACUUUGAGGAAAUUUCGACUAUCUCACAAGAGUUUAUUCGUGCUGUGCUGGAAGGUCGCCUUAACCCCGCUGACGCUGGAAAUUGUAUGAAGCAAAUUCUUGGGCCACCUAUCGAGAAUAGCGAUGAUUCCGCGUUCGGCUUCAAUCCGCAGGCACUAUUUCUCGACAGUCUCUCUAUCUUUCUCGACUCUGACGACAGCACUUCCCUGCCGCAGCUGCGAGACUUUGUCUCCGUCACAGAGAUCUCCCCGAGGCUUCUGCGCGAUGUUCUAGAUGCUCAGGCCUUAAAGCAACUUGGUUUAAUCCGUGACACAUUUGUCAAGUUAGGCAUUCGCUAUGCUACCAACCAACUAUACCGCCAAGCCAAUUACAACCUCUUGAGGGAAGAGUCGGAAGGAUACUCGAAACUUGCUGCAGAGCUCUAUCGUACUCCAAUCUGUGGUGCUCGAGAGGGUCAUGAUUUUGUCCUUGUGCAAGCGAGUUGGGAGCGAGUCAAGGGUUUGAUAGGAACGUUCGACCUCGAUGUUGGCAGGGUUCUUGAUGUGGUUAUCGACGUAUUCUCCGCGACGAUGCUCAGGACCAUCGUGUUCUUCUCUCGAUUUUUGCGAAUUAGUUCUUGGUGGCCUCGCACCCAGGUUGAACAUUCCGAAAGAGUCUUCACAGGAGGCCUGCCGAAAUGGGCUCUGCCCCAAUUUGAAGACGUCCCUAUCGCGGAACUCCAAGCUCAACUCGCCGAAGAGUGCUAUCGACGGGACCUCGAAUUCUGGGACAGAGCUCGAGAGCUCCACUUGGAUGCCUUUUUUGAGCUUGGUGGAAGACGAGUAGAAGAUAUCAACCAGUCGUACUCUACAGAAGCUAAAUCCAGCGACUCCAGUAUCGAUUGGGUUCGAAUCACGAAGACACUUCCGCCUUGUGGUAAUAAGAUAGCCGCGCAGUUGUUAGGCUUCAAGUUCCGAUUCUAUGCAUCUGACGCCCGGGACAAAAAAGAAAAAAUUCCAGCAAAUCUUUACUACCUUGCGGCCUUCUUAAUCAAGAUAGGGUUCAUAUCCCUUGCUGAUCUCUAUCCGCAUCUCUGGCCGGAUGAUAGUCAGAUGGAGUCUUUGAGGGAACGACGAAUGCAAGAACUUGAUGAAAAAGAGCGUGCCAAGAGACAAGGCAACGUACCAAACGCCCUUCUUGCAGCUGGAGCUCUAACCGAUGAUACCUUACCAUUUCCUUCCAAACCACGAGAAUCCGCCGCUACUAAUGCUGAUGGCAAGCAGCAAGAAGCAAAAGCCGACGAUGAAGAGGAGGAACUCCCCCUCCCGGAACCAGAAGAAGCACACAAGGCGGAUUUGGUGUCUCACUUAUUGGUUGUGGGCGCGCUUCCCGAAGCUCUAUUCAUCCUUGGACGUUUCCCGUGGCUUCCCGAGGCCUACCCUGAUGAGAUCUUCCCGGCUGUCAACCGCAUCUUAUUACACAGUAUCAGCAAAGUUUUUAACGAUACUCGGCCUGUUGAAGUGCGACCUAUAACUAGCAGCCCGAUCAAGCCCGAGGUAGCCCAAGACCAAUCUGGGAUGACAAAGGGUAACCUGAAACUUACCGAAGGCGCUCCGAUUAAGAUUCUGAAGUGGCCGCAUGCUGAUGGUAUCAACAAAGGCACUCUCUAUCGGUUCUAUCUCGAUGAGUGGGCGGACAAUGUUCCGAUCUGCCAAACCGUCGAUGAUGUCUUCACUCUCUGCAGCACGUUCCUAAACAUAUCUGGAGUCAAUAUCGGAAGAGAGCCUUCCCUUGUUAAGAAGUUGGCCGCUAUCGGCGUGAAAAGUUUCUUGCAGGACCAGUCGCCAGAAAACACUUCUCGUUGGCAAGACCUUCUUCGACGAACUCUUGUUCCAUCCCUAUGCCUUAGCGAUUCCAAUGUUGAUGCUGUGGACGCUGUUUGGGAUCUUCUCAAGAACUAUCCGACGCAAGUACGCUAUAACAUAUAUUCGGAGUGCUAUGAAGGACAAAUAUCCCGACUCCCGGCAAUGUCGAGGGCUUUCAAGAACGCCAGGUUGGAUACACUUGCAACCCUGAAACGUUUGUCCCUGCAGAAUAUAUCUAGUUCCGCGAAGAAACUCGCCAAGGUGGCCUUAUCGUCGCCGGGUAUCGUGUGCAAGGUAGCGCUUGACCAAAUUGAAGCGUAUACUAACCUCAUUGAGGCUUUCGUGGAGUGCACCAAAUACUUCACAGAGAUGGGCCACGACGUCCUUGUCUGGUCUCUCCUUAGCUCAUUGGGUGGCAAGCAGAGAAGCAGGACUCAAGCAACAUCCGUGCUGUUGACGAGCCGAUGGUUGCAGGCUCUUUCUAAAUUCUCGGGGAGAGUCUUCCGACGAUAUAGCAACAUGGAUGCUACCCCUAUCAUUCAUUACGUGAACGACCAAGUCGCCCAUGGCAUCUCGACCGACUUGAUAAUUUUACGCGAGUUUAUUACUUCGAUGGGCGGAAUCGUCUCAGAUGUUGAUUUCACGGAAGCCCAAUUAUUUGCUCUAAGUGGCGGGGAGCUUUUACGUCGCCAAACACUCAUCAGUCUGGGAGAUAAACGCUACGAGUCCGCCAAGAGUGCUACCCGUCUUAUGAAGGCUUUGGUACAGACGGAUCUCGCUUGUCGACUUUUGACGAAUAUGGCCCAGUAUCGUCAGUCUGCCAUCUAUCGUCUACCCGAGGGUGAAACACAUAUUAAGUACCUAGCAAAUGUCAUCGACGAUUCUCAGCAAGCACUUGUUCAGUAUGUAGAGCUGCUGCGAACCAAUCUACCGCCCGAGCAGUUUGAUGCACUCAUACCAAGCAUCCCUCGUUUGAUGACGGACUUCGGCCUCGAUGCCAAUCUGGCUUUCAUGAUCGGUCGUGCUAGCCUCCAAUAUUUCAUGAUGGGCCCGGGAGAGAAGCUUGCGAUAACAAGUUCCGAAUCACCAAAGGAUGCAGACGGCGAUAUGAUCAUCGACACAAAGGACAACGAUGGAGUACCAUCCUCGGUUACUCAAGACGCUGAAGAUCAGAUGUUAGUAGAUGUACCCGAUACAGAGGGAACAAGUCCUCCGCAAUUACCAUUAGCAGUAAACGGUCAAAAAUCUGACCGUUUCAUGGAUGUCCUUGCACCAAUCGUCAACGCUGCGCGCGCCCUAUUGCCUUCGGACGUAUGGGAUAAAAUCAGUCCUGAGUUCUUCGUUCUUUUCUGGUCUCUCCAAACGGGAGAUCUUGUCGUUCCAAUGGCCAGCUACGACGCGGAAACUGCCCGAGUGGAAAAGCAAUAUGUCGAAUUGAAGAGGGAUCGAAGCGACAUGAGUAUGAGUAACAAAAAGAAAUCACUUGAUGCUCUUAUCCAAAUCAACAAGGAUCUCGCUGCCGAAGCCAGUGCGUGUCGUGAGCGAGUCAGCAAGACCAAGAUAUUGCUCAUCAAACAGAGCACACGAUGGUUCAGCUCGUCGGCAAAGGGUGACUCAAUCGCCGAUACUUUCAUUGAAGAGUGUCUCAUGCCUCGAAUUCUCCUUUCGCCUGGCGAUGCAGACUUCUGUCACCGGAUGAUCAAAUUCAUGCAUUCCAACCGAGUAGCAAAUUUCAGGUUACUUGACUUGUACGACCGAUUUUUCGGCGUAAACAGGUUGCGUUUGAUGAUAUUCGGUUGCACUGUUCGAGAAGCUGAAUUCCUCGGGCGCUUCAUUAAGCUCACAUUAGGAGAUCUCGCAAGAUGGCACAAGGACAAAGAAACUUACGCCAAGGAGGCCAUCCAAAACGGGAAGCUCGGGUUUGCAACGGCCUUUGAUGACAAUGGUAAGCCAACAUCGUUCAUGGAACACGAUCAAUUCCGUGAUCUGCUCUGGACCUGGCAUCGGAAUCUAUCCGCGGCGCUACGAGCCUGCCUCACUGGCAUGGAGUGGAUGCAUAUCAGGAAUGCUAUUACGGUUCUGAAGGCAUGCCUUGAACACUUCCCUGCUGUCGAUUUCAUGGGUCGGCAAUUCUUGCAAAUACUCGGAAAGAUUGCGGAGCGCGAAGCGGCUUCAAAGAACGAAGGCGAAGAUGGUCAAAACCACAGAGUAGAUCUUUCGGUCACUGCAAAUACCGCCACUUCUGCCCUCAAGAGAUACUCCCCUAAAUGGGUCAUGGUCCAAGCUUUCCGAUCAAAUAUCAGCGGUGAUUCUACAGAGGACAAGAAAUUUGUAGAGUCUUCCAAGACCGUACAAGCUUCGUCGAGUCUUCGGGCGAGUGCGCCAGAAUUCAAACCUACUCCGGCAGGCUCGACAACCCAGACGAAGGCAAAUGCUGAGGAGGAAGAUGGUGAAGUUAAGGAUAUAAAAGUAUCGAGUGGUGUCGAUUCUGCUAAGGAAGAUUCACGAUCAACGCCCUCUUCGAAUAAGGACACCACUCAGAAGCCGCCAGCUACUCUACAAAAGCCGGACUCUAAGCCAAUUCCCAGUCGAUCGUCGACCCCAAGAUCAGUACCAACUGCUCCUGCUCCAGCCCCCGGCCCGAGGGUCGAGCCAUCUCGACCCUCCACUUUAGCUCCCGCACCUGGACUACCUAGCCGACCAGAAGUCCCAUUCCCCGCGCACUUCACGCACGAUAAAUUCGGGCAGAUCACAACUUCUGCACAUCCUCGCGAUCAUAGAGAACCUAGGGACACAAGGGAUCCCAGAGAACCUCGAGGUCCAAGGGAUUCAAGAGACGUUCGUGAUCCUAGAGAUUCUAGGGAUCAGCGAUCUUUCUCACGACCAGAUGAUUCGCGUGCAGUUCGAGGGCGGGAUCCACAAGUAAUAGAUCGUCGAGCUCCAGAAAGCAUACCAAGGGAACCUCUAAGGUCUGAGAGAGAUCGGCCGCCGCAUCGACCAGACUCUACCCGGCGAAACGAAUCAAACCCGCCUGAUCGAGAUGGUCGCACUCCACGAGACCGACCAGCGCCUCCUAGCAGUGUUAAUCGAGGUCCCGAAACAACACGACCGCAACGUGACAGCUCUGUUCCCGCAAAGCCUAUGUUGCCUCCCCCCCAACCAGAGCCGCAGGGCCCAACAGUGAAUCCGGAUCGUGCGCGACUUAUCAACGCUGAUCGCCCCGAUGAGCGUUCGGGUGUGAAUCCUGCUCGUGCCGCACUGAUCGGUGAUGUAAGACCGACUGGUCGCCAGCUCAGAGAUGAAAGCCGAGAUCGCAAUGGUUCUCGGCCAGUCUCUCCUCGACGAAGCGAUCGUCCCGAUUCUCGAUCUGGCGAUUUGUCUCGCGACGAUCGGUCUGGCCGACCUCAUCGUGUAGAUCACCAACCCCGAGAUCAUUGGACCGAGUCGUUGCCGUCUACUGGGCCUAAGGGUGGUAGGUUCAAUGACCACGAGGGUGACCGAGGUAUGCCUGACAGGUCACGCGAACCUAUGGCAUUCCAGGGGCCUCCUCUUUCUGCUCGAGGUGAGCCUGAGCAUGGUAGACUUAACAAUCAAGAUCCAGACUACGGUCGUCUAAGCUCGAUCCCUUCGAUUGGGGAUACGGCUAAUCCUCCUGAGGGCCCGCGCGGCCGUGGCCGUACCUCGGCUCGUGCUCCUGCUAAUCCACUACCAGGACAACCGGAUCCCAGGUUUUCAAGCAGUGGACCUCAUCGGCCUCCGUCACCUGACAGGCACCAUCCUCCCACUGGUCCUGCCUCGUCUAGGCCACGUCGGGGCCAGCCAGGAGGACAAUACAGUCACGGGAAUGGCCCAGCCGCCUCUCCCGGUACUACUAGUUCACCAGGAAUACACCCAGAAAGGCUGCGGCAAUUAAACCCCGGCGCUUCCGGCGUGCCGGCCUCAUCUUCUCAGUCCUCAUACGCAGCUCCUGCGCCUAGCCCGGUUCCUGUGCAUCCUGAUCGAAUGGGUCAAAUUGCGCCAUCAUCCUCCGGUCCUCAUCAAGGGGGGCGUUCUGCUCUUCCGCCCUUGCAGACUUCCGAUCGACCACCUAUUCCUGUAAACUCGGGUCAUCGUCAGCCAUCCGGGAAUCAUCCGAUGGGGCCAGGACCCGAAGCUGCCAAUAUUAUGUCUGCGCCCACAGGGCCUUCAUCCAGUAAUGAGCGCGCUAGAACUGGCGGAAGAAGACAACUCUCCGGUAUCAAUAACAUUCUUUCGGGAGGAAGUCCUACCGUACGUACGAGAGGCUCUCGGACUAAUUUAGCCGGAUCUGACGCUCAGGUUCUUACGGGCGCGUCUCCUCAUACGACGCCAGUCCACGAGCGUCCAGAUCCCAACAUACUGUCAAACGAGCGUAGUAUGAACGGAAGCGAACGCUCCGGCCGAAAUGACCACGAACGAGGACGAAGGGACCACAGCAAUGCCGACCGAUCUUUGCGUUCCUCACGACGAAGCAGUCGAGACCACACUCCAGAAAGGGACCAGAGGCCAAAGGACCACCGUGAUUACCGAGAGCGAAAGUCCAAUACGGGACCUCCUAAUCAUGGGAGGGAAGGCGAAAUGGAACCUCCACGACGAUCCGGCCGAGAUCCUGCAGUUAUGGGUCGGGAACUUUUGCCUCCCGGUAGCAGGGGUGAUUUGAUGGGUAAUGGGCGCGACGGACCGCGAGAGUCGCGUCACAGGGGAGAUGGUGGUGGUAGACAUGACGAUUAUGGACGUGGCAGAGGCGGAGGUGGGGCAGGUGGAGGACCACGUGGGGGCGAUGAUCGACGGGAAUCGAGAGGUGAUGACCGAGGUCGCAAGCGUCGAAGCGAUGAAUACGGAGGACCUGGCAGCGAGAAGAGGCAGAGACGUUAGUACCGGGGCUGAAGGCCUUACUUUGCCACGUUAUGUGAGGAUACACCAAUGACAAGUUGCUUCUUUUCGACAAUGUAUUAUGGAACAGUCUCGGGAUGACGACGAACAAAUAAUCACGCAAAAUGGCAGGGGCAGCAGGCAGGCAUUGAUUACAUUUUAUAACAUUUUCCUACAACGGUGCCAAAUCGAAGGGUGCGGGAGCUCUACUAGCUCUGAAAGCAGCCUCAGUAACAUUA
This is a messenger RNA of Annulohypoxylon truncatum, 7621 nucleotides long. RefSeq lists its product as uncharacterized. Lineage: Eukaryota; Fungi; Ascomycota; Sordariomycetes; Xylariales; Hypoxylaceae. The transcript is spliced from 3 exons. Gene Ontology annotation, cellular component: THO complex part of transcription export complex. Bases 174 to 7385 code for a protein of 2403 amino acids. Gene Ontology annotation, biological process: mRNA export from nucleus; mRNA processing. The record is from RefSeq and is a predicted model, not a curated record. Gene Ontology annotation, molecular function: mRNA binding.